UCAGACAAAUAUGGCAAAGAGUGGCAUUUUGGUAAUUGUUUCAGCUCUUGUUGUUCUUGCAGUUUGUGGUGUUUUUGCUGAGGAGAAGGAAUAUGUGUUGACUUUGGACCAUACUAACCUCACUGAGACUGUUGCUAAGCACAACUUCAUUGUUCUUGAAUUCUAUGCACCUUGGUGUGGUCACUGUAAGAAUCUUGCUCCUGAGUAUGAAAAAGCUGCCUCAGAGCUGAGUAGUCAUGACCCUCCAAUCGUUCUAGCUAAGUAUGAUGCAAGUGAUGAAGCCAAUAGAGAACUUUCAAAACAGUACGAGAUCCAGGGUUUCCCAACUAUUAAGAUCUUGCGGGAUGGAGGAAAGAAAGUUCAAGAAUAUAACGGUCCUCGUGAAGCAGCUGGUAUUGUAUCCUAUUUGAAGAAACAAGUGGGUCCUGCAUCUGCUGAAAUCAAGUCGAAGGAGGAUGCCACAAACCUUAUUGAUGAGAAAAGUAUCUUUGUUGUUGGUAUAUUUCCAGACCCCUCCGGAGAGAAAUUCGAGAACUAUUUAACACUAGCUGAAAAACUGCGAGGCGAGGUCGAUUUUGCUCACACUGUUGAUGCUAAACACCUCCCUCGGGGUGGACCAGUCAACAAGCCCACUCUUCGUCUUCUAAAGCCAUUUGAUGAACUCUUUGUUGAUUUUGAGGACUUUGAAGUCGAUGCAAUGGAGAAGUUCAUUUCUGAAUCUAGUAUUCCUAUUGUUACUAUUUUUAACAAUGACCCAAACAACCAUCCUUAUGUUAACAAGUUCUUCGAAGGCACCAACGCCAAGGCAUUGCUAUUUGUGAACUUUAGCUCUGAUUUUGAUGCUUUUAAGUCCAAGUACAACGAUGUUGCUGUGCUUUACAAAGGGGAUGGGGUGAGCUUUCUCUUGGGUGAUGUUGAGGCUGGUCAAGGUGCUUUUGAGUACUUCGGACUGAAGCCGGAACAGGCACCUGUGAUCAUCAUAAUGGACACUGAGGAACAGAAGUAUGUUAAGGACCAUGUGGAACCUGAUGCCAUUGCUGCUUAUUUGAAGGAUUACAAGGAUGGAAAACUGAAGCCACAUGUAAAGUCACAGCCCAUCCCUGAAGUCAAUGACGAACCUGUUAAGGUGGUUGUUAGGGAUACCCUCCAGGAUAUGGUUUACAACUCGGGAAAAAACGUGUUGUUAGAGUUCUAUGCACCUUGGUGUGGCCACUGCAAGAGUCUCGCUCCAAUUUUGGAUGAAGUGGCUGUAUCAUUUGAAAGCGAUGCUGAUGUUCUCAUUGCAAAACUGGAUGCAACUGCAAAUGAUCUCCCUAAAGGUGACUUCGACGUUCAGGGAUUCCCUACCAUGUACUUCAGAUCCGCCUCUGGUAACUUGUCACAGUACAAUGGUGAGAGAACAAAAGAGGCUAUCAUCGAAUUUAUCGAGAAUAAUCGUGACAAGCCUGCUCAGUCAGACUCUGCCAAAGUUGAUUCAGCAAAGGAUGAACUUUAGAGGACUCUAGGAACAUUGUGUACUGGUGGAUUCAAGUUUUGUUGGAAGCAUUGUGUUCUGGUGGAUUCAACAUCCCACCCGACCCUCUUUGCCGACUGCUGCUCUCCCCAUGCACUCUUUGCUUCCUAUGCUCCCGUUGUAGUUCUUGGAGCUUUUCAGCGCCAAUAAAACGGUUGUAUGUAUCCAUUUUGUGUAUCGAAUGUAGCUGGAUUAUGAGUUGUUAU
This is a messenger RNA of Solanum stenotomum, 1719 nucleotides long. RefSeq names its product protein disulfide-isomerase-like. Gene Ontology annotation, biological process: protein folding; response to endoplasmic reticulum stress. The record is from RefSeq and is a predicted model, not a curated record. The coding region runs from base 11 to 1495 and encodes 494 amino acids. The transcript is spliced from 11 exons. Gene Ontology annotation, cellular component: endoplasmic reticulum. Lineage: Eukaryota; Viridiplantae; Streptophyta; Magnoliopsida; Solanales; Solanaceae. Gene Ontology annotation, molecular function: protein disulfide isomerase activity.